CUGGCAUUCUCAUCCAGUAUUUUUUUUCCUGCUCGGAGGGAAUCUGUGAACAACCCAAACUCAUACCUGGACAAGGUCAAACAGACGAUGAGGGGGAUUUCUUUACAACCUGAUCCUAUGCCGUUGACAUUUACUAUGGUUUUGCUAAGCUUGGAGGUUGUUUGAGACUUCUGCUUUGUUGUUUUUCUUUAAUUUAUUCUAAAUUUUGGGGGAGAAAGAAGGGUUUUUUCUGUUGUCUCUUUGGUACAAUGUACACAUGCGCGAACAGCAGCCUGAAAAAUUGUACAAGAGGAGAAAAGGAGCUGCAGAGGACAAUUUUGUGCUGACCAUGACACCUCCGUUUUGGAUACACUGCAGGCAGAAGCCUGCAUUUCUUUAGUCAUCCAAAAAGGAAAAGGCUUUCCUUCCGCAGUGGACUCAAAAACUUUCUUCCGUUUUUCUUUGGUAUUUAAGGAAUAUUUAAAAGACCAAAAGGAUCCACAUCUCAGCAAGCUUCCGACAUACAGGAGCUGGACCCCGAGCAUCAUGUAAAUGAAACAAUUGAAAGGGCAUAAAAGAAGCGCGCUCUCGGUGAAACAGCAUCAGCACCGAUGCGCGUCCCCGCCCCGGCCGAGGCUGCCCAAGAUCUGGAGGAGUUGGAGCUGUGCGAGUUAAAAGUUGGGCUAAAAGGGGUGUGAAAGGAUGCUGCAGAAGAUUUUUCCAUCGAAUUAACAUAAUCCGUGGAGAAACGCUUUCUAAGUGAAGGAUGCCUUGCACAGUACUGACCAUAUGCCUCUUGUUUUUGGGCUUCCAACAAUGCGCAUCGGACGAAUGUGUGGAUCCACUCGUCUCUGGACUUUAUGCUUCCGCCUUCUGGGCCUCUUCCAGAUAUAACUUUCUUUAUUCUGCUAAUUUUGCAAAGUUGUAUGGCAGCAGUGGCUGGUCUCCCUCCCCCAGGGACAGACAGCCAUGGCUGCAGGUAAACCUAGGCAUGAAGUACAGGCUGAGGGCAAUCGCCACCCAGGGGACUUUUAACUCAUACGAUUGGGUCACAAAGUACAUGAUCCUCUACGGUGACCGACCGGACUCCUGGACGCCAUAUAUCAUGCAAGGAGGCAACUCUACACUGCCCGGGAAUUGGAAUUAUUAUCAAGUGAAGAGGAAUGUCUUCCAUUAUGCCUUUACUGCUAAACACAUUCGUCUGCUGCCUCUGGCGUGGAACACAGAGAAUGGAGGAAAGAUUGGUGUGAGGCUGGAGCUGUUUGGCUGUCCUUAUGAUUCUUCUGUGCUGCAAUAUAACGGGGAUGACUCAGUGAUUUACAUGUACCCGGAAAAAAGGUCCCGUACUCUGCGGGAUCACAUUGCUCUAAACUUCAAAACUCUGGAGCAGGAUGGGUUGCUGUUGCACAGUGAAGGGAUACAGGGGGACCUCUUCACCCUGGAGCUGAAGAAAGGUCGACUUUACCUGCACAUCAGCCUUGGAAGCAGUGUCUUACACAAAAUUGAUGGUCGAAUUACCCUGACUGCUGGUAGCCUUCUUGACAAUCUGCACUGGCACUACGUGACCAUCAAGCGGCAUGGACGACAGGUUAAUCUAACAGUAGACAGUCAGACAGUGACCGCUAUUUGCAAAGGAGAUUUUACUCACUUGGAUCUGGACUCACAGAUGUACGUAGGAGGAGUGAUUGAGCCAAAUUUGCCUCACCUCCCUACAACGCCAAAUUUCCGAGGCUGCUUGGAAAAUGUCUUCAUCAACGACAUCAACGUCAUCGAUAUGGCCAAAAGAGAAGAUCCAGAAAUUCGUAUUCCUCGAAAAAAAAAGCUGCAUUUUGCCUGCCGGGACAUUCUGCUUAAACCAAUGACCUUUGCCGGACCCAACAACUACCUACAAGUGCCUGGGUUCUUUAGACGACCUCGCAUGUUUGUCAAGUUCAAGUUCCGCUCAUGGGACUACACAGGACUGCUGAUGUUCACGCGCUUUGCUGACAACCUGGGUGCCCUUGAGCUGGGUCUCAGUGAGGGUCAGAUCAAUGUGACCAUCUUCCAACCAGGAAACAAGAAAAUACAGUUUGCUGCAGGAUACAGGCUCAAUGAUGGGUACUGGCACUCUGUGGAUCUGGCAGCCCGAGACAACCUGCUGACUCUCACCAUAGAUGAAGAGGAAGCUUCACCGCUAAAAAUCACCAACCCGUUCACCAUAAGGACUGGGGACCGUUACUUUUUUGGAGGUUGUCCAAAAACUAACAACACGAUUCGGAAGUGUGAGACAAAGCUGAAUCGCUUCCAUGGCUGCAUGCAGCACAUUUUCAUUGACAACGAGCAGCUUGAUAUUGACAUUAUUUUGCAGCGGCAGUGGGGACGAUAUGCUGAGCUUUUGUUGGGUACCUGUGGGAUCACUGAUAGAUGCACCCCAAAUCCAUGUGAACAUGAGGGCAGAUGCAUCCAGUCAUGGGACGACUUUAUCUGCUUGUGUGAGAACACAGGCUAUAAAGGAGAAGUCUGCCACAUGUCGGUCUAUAAAGAGUCGUGUGAAGCGUACAGACUAAGUGGCAAAUACUGGUCUGGAAACUACACCAUCGAUCCUGAUCUUAGCGGGCCACUAAGGCCAUAUGAAGUGUACUGCAAGAUGAAGUCAUACAAAGCAUGGACAGUGAUUAUGCACGAUCGAGUGGAUGGGACCAAGGUAUCGGGGAGCUCAAUAGACCAGCCAUACAUAGGAGAUAUCAACUAUUGGAAUGCCUCCUGGGAUGAAGUUACUGCCCUUGCCAACACCUCCAUGUACUGUGAGCAGUGGAUCGACUACUCCUGCUACAAGUCCCGCCUUCUGAACACACCAAAUGGGAGACCUUUCUCUUACUGGAUUGGCCGCAACAAUGAAAGUCACUAUUACUGGGGUGGGACUUUCAGAGAAGUCCAAAAGUGUGGCUGUGCUGUCAACCAAACCUGUGUUGACCCAAAGUUUCAGUGCAACUGUGAUGCAGACUAUAGACAAUGGUUUUCAGAUAAAGGUUAUUUGGACUUCAGAGACCAUCUUCCUGUCAGGAAGUUGGUAAUUGGGGACACCAAUAGGACUGGAUCACAAGCUCAAUUCACAGUUGGACCACUCCGCUGCCAUGGCGAUAGAAACAUCUGGAACACCAUUGCUUUCACAAAGCCAACGUACAUAACAUUCCCCACGUUGAGGCCUGGAACAACUAUUGACAUCUCUUUCCACUUUAAAACCUAUCGGGGCAAUUGUGUCUUCUUGGAGAACUCCGAUGACCAUCUUAAAAAUUUCAUAAGAGUAGAGCUGAACACAACCCAAAACCUUGCACUUGUUUUCAUGGUUGGCGAUGGCAUCCUCAAUGUUACCCUGCACUCCCCUGUUCCCCUCAAUGACAACGAAUGGCAUUUUGUUCAGGCUGAACUCAAUGUGAAGGUGGCUCGGAUCAAGGUUGAUUACCAGCCUUGGGCGGUCAAACGCUUUCCAGGUCAGACAUUCGUCACCAUGCAGUUCACCCAUCCUCUCCUUGUAGGUGCAGCCAAUCGUACUCUGAGACCUUUCUUAGGAUGCCUUCGAGGGUUACGUAUAAAUGGUGCUCCUUUCGAUUUAGAGGGAAAAGUAAAUGAAGCACAGGGCAUAAGGAGGAAUUGCACAGGACAGUGCCUCAAUGCUACAAUACCUUGUCGAAACAGUGGUCAGUGCAUUGAAGGAUAUGCGUCCUAUACUUGCGACUGUAACAACACAGCCUUUGAUGGCUUCUACUGCCACAAAGAUAUUGGAGCUUUUUUUGAGAUUGGAUCAUGGCUGAGGUACAACGUUCGAAAAAAGCCAGUGUCAGAUGAAGCAGCAUGGGCAAACUGGAUUGACCCGCACUACGACAACUUCAGUCUGGGCUAUAACGACACGGCAGACGACAUAGAGUUCAGUUUCAGCACUGUGCACACGCCAGCCGUGUUACUCUACAUCAGCUCCUUCGUGCAAGACUACAUCGCUGUCAUCCUGAAGAACGACGGCAGUGUUGAUCUAAGGUAUAAGCUGGGACUCAUAACACACAAGUACCAACUGACUCAUCGAAACCUGGCAGAUGGAUUUCCUCACUACGUGAACAUAACCAGGCACAACAGAACUAUUAAAACACAGGUGGACUACAUGGAACCAAUAGUGGAAAAGAUAACCUUGGUGGAGGAUGCCAGGUUUGACUCCCCCAGAUCCAUGUAUUUGGGAAGAGUUAUGGAGGUUGGUGAUAUUGACUAUGAAAUUCAGAGGCAUAAUGCUCCGGGCUUCAUUGGCUGCAUUUCUGGGGUGAGGUACAAUGUGUACGCCCCCCUAAAAGCCUUGUUCCGUCCAAAUGAAACAGACCCCCCUGUAACCACACAAGGCUAUGUGUCUGAGUCCAACUGUGGGGCCUUCCCUCCUAUCCUUGGUUAUGUACCCUGGGAAGUAGACCCCUGGUUUACUGGCAUUGAAUAUUUCUACAUCCAUGAUGACCUAGGUCUGUUUUGGAUAACAGUUAUUGUCAUCUUGGCAUUGCUGCUGCUCUUCGGAGGCCUGUACACCAUCUACGUGUAUGCUUACCAACAGAAGGGCAGUUACCACACAAACGAACCAAAAAACUUGGAGUCCCCCAGCAGCUCCAGACCACUAACUGAAACCCUGACAAGAGAAAAAAAGACCCUCCCAGAAAUUGAAGAGGAGUUCCGAAGUGGCUAGUAUCACAGGACUUAUGGGGCAAAGGGGCAGGGUUUUACACAGGGGUAAGAGGGAGGGGGAAAUAGCACUUGCAAAAACCACAGUUACCUGUAGUAAUAUUUCUAAUUAUUUUGUCUCCUUUCGUACGCUUUAGUUUGUGUUUCUUUUCCCCAGUUGAGUGGGAUUUGACGCCUGGUGCUCUACUUUUCAUAGUAUGUAUUUUGGUAAGUUCCAGUUUUGCCGGGUUUCAAGUCCAAACCAAGCCCCAUAUUGCAUGAGUAGCCAACAAGUCUCACACUGUAUUGCAGGGUGAAAUACUGAAGUGCCUCUUCUGAGCAGGCUUGAUCUGAAAGCUUUAUGGCUUAUUCAGUGAGAGUUUAGACACUGUGGGAAAAUGGAUUUUAAUGUAUGUCUAACUGGAACAUCAGUUUCAAGUGUUCAGGCUUGUAUUGAUUGAUAUCUUUAGAGACAUUUUUCAGUCCAGGGAAAGUUGUGAGUAGCUAUAAAAUGUAUUUCCAUCUUAGAUAUACCUUUUGAUGACAAUCUAUCAUAAAGUCACUGUUGAAAUCACAGCUACCAAUCUCUCAUUGAUUUAAAUUGAGAAUUUAUCACUUUGCUUGUGAAAUAACUUGACAAAACAUCUAAAUAAAAGCAAUGUGAAAGGGGACAAAACAAUACAAUGAAGAGAGAUAUUGAUGAGCAUGAAGCUUUAUGCUUUAAGAUGAUGAUGUUUCAAAGGUAUGUAUGCUUAUAUUUGCUCUACUACACCCUAUAACUGUGCAUAACCUUUACAGAGUAGCCAUACCGUCAGUACAUAGCAGCUUUGCUGGGUAGUUUGCUCAGAUCACCACACUCUCUCAACAGUGGCCCUUUGGGACUUAGAAUGUGAUGAUUCGAAAUAGUACCUCGAGGUGUGAGAGCUGGAAUCAAAAUGAACAUCAAGUUGACAAAAGUUGUCAGGUUUGUGACCUGAUUUGCCAUUUCUUUUGUCUGACUUCUGGUUGCUUUUAAAUAAAGUCAAGAUGGCAACAGCUUGGUGUUAAACAGUGAUAGUAUCAAAAACAAAGACCCAACAAAACCACAGAGUUCUUCCACAAUCUUUUAACUUUAGUGAUAAACUGACUUCAGGGAACAACAGCUUCCCAUACAAAUGUGGGAAUUACACACAAAAACACACACGUUACAACUGUGCAGAGGACCACAAAAGGGUAAAAGGUAGGAUUUUACUUCAUUUCACACUGCUAAAAUAUGUUUGCUUAAUGCUGUAGGGCAAGGAAUAUUGCAAAGACAGUGCCUCUACACUGGCAGAUCGGGUUGUGAUCCCUUAUUUUUAACAAUAAAUAAUGGGGGUGAGGUGCUUCAGUGGCCAACAGUGCUUCAAUAGUCAAACCUCUAAUUUAGGAGACACAGUCUUUUUUUCAUCUCAGUCAUGGCAUAGUGGAUCAGCGGGUUCAUGUGAAUUUGCCCAUCAAACCCUUGUGAGCUCUGUGGAUUUGGUGAAAGUAUUCAAUUUUGCCACUCCAGGUAAUGUGUGGGAGGAGCUCUGGGAACCUAGGAUCUGAGGUCGCCCACUAAGACCCAUUCAGUCUCUGUGUAACCAAAGCAGACGUUGAGUUUGUAUUAUGCCAGGAAGUCAAACCUCAUUCCCUGUGCAUGUUGGACUCUGGCAGGGCAGCCCUUUGUCACUGAUUCUGUUAUACUUUUUAUAGAGAGAACGUCCAGGAGCAGCCAGGGGAAUCUGGUUGAGGGACCACAAGAUUUCAUUUCUGCUUUUUGCAGAUGGUGUAUGUUUGGCUUAAUUCAACCAGGACCUUUGAUGUCCUGGGGCAGUUUGCACUCAAGUUUUGAGCUAUUGGGAAGAGAAUUAGCAUCUCCAAGUCAGAAGCCACAGCUCUAGACUACUAAAACAAGGGUUUCCCCUCUUCAGAUGGGUGGAGAUCUCCUAUUGUUCGUUGAGGGAGUCUUUACAAGUGAGAGGAGAUGAAGCAUGAGAUUACCAGGCAGAUAUGUGCAUCAUCUGCAGUAAUGUGGUCAGUGUAUUGAUCUGUUGUAAUGAAGUAGGAACUGAGCCAAAAGGCAAUGCUUUGCUAGUCAAAGCUUUGGGUCAUGAUCAAAAUGAUGAGAUCACGCGGCUGCAUUGAGUUUCCUCGGCAGGGUGGCUGGGCAUUCUCUUUCAGAUUAGGUGAGGAGCUCUGUCACCCAAUGGAUUUACUACUGGCUUCUCUCAAUGUGGGGGACCUGUGGGUCUACUAUGAUUUCCUCCUGGGAGACAGUUGAGGUGGUUAAGGCACCUCCCCUGAAUGCCUCUUGGAUGCCUCUCUGGAGAGAUUUGCCGGGAAGAGUUCUCAAGGAAGACGCAGGCUGUGCUAGAGGGAUCGUGUCUCUUGGCUGGUCUGGAAUGGCCUUGGGGUUCCCCCAGCAGAAUGGGGAAGUUUCUGUGGACAGGGAGGUCUGGGCAUCUCUGCUUACACUGCUCCAGAAAAAAGGGAGAAGAGGGACGCAUGGAUGGCCUUAGGGCAGUAGCUGACCACAACACCAUCAUUGCUGCCACUUGUUAAGCUGCUUCUAAAGGCAAUUUGAGUUCUACCUUUACUUUGGGGAAAUCUCUCUCAUCUGCAAGAGGAUUUUUCAUUUGGUGCAACCAAAGCUUACAGCUGUAAUCACCUGCUGCAGCCCUGCUUCCCUCUGAAGCACUACUGUGUCGGUGAAAACAGGUUCAAAAGGCAACAGAAUUACUUUUGCAACAUAUUAGCUAUGCAUAUUUAGAGCAUGAGCGCACUUUGCAAAAACAUGCAAUAAUAAAAGCUUCCUUCAGCCACGAAUGUUUUGGCCUUUGUUUAUUUUGCAAAUGUACCGUAGCAAGCUGAUAAUGUGAAUAAAAGUGAUUGUAACAAUGCUUUGAACCCCUCCUCCCCCAAUGGUUUGUACAGAACAAGUUAAAUGGAGUGCUUGAAUGUAUAUCCUUUGACUCUGUAAUGUCUGGGCAGACUCUACAGUGAUGGCCUGUCCUAAUGUUUUUAAUUGUAGACUGCUGUGAAAGUACCAUUAACAAAAGCUUUUGAACCGCUCAGGAUAGUGCAGUACUUGUUCUCUGUGGCUCUGAUAGACCUCAACAUUGUUGGUUCUCUUCUGCUACAGAUGGCGCAAAAACUGUACAAUGAAAGGAUGUAAAAACUGCAACUACUGUAAAGGCACAACUUGCUACCCUUGUAUGAACCUGUACAGAUUUGACCACAUGUGGUGUCUGACACUUGUGUUUUCAGGAUGUGUCCUAUUGUCAGACGAAUGAACGAGAAAGGUGAGCGAAGACUGAAAUUGGUGGGUUGACCCUAUAACUGACUUUAUUUUUGUGACAUUGGCGACAACAACUCAAACCAUUAGACACAAACAUCAAUCAGUUAUGCUUUAUGCACAAAUGACUUAGUCAUGAUACACACACCUCACUGCAUUUGUUGAUGAACUGGCUAUAAACUUUCAGCUUAGCAGUGUCACGUGACAGCAACUCACAUUGUAGUUUGUGUGGUCCUUGGAGUGUGUUUGUGUGACUCAACUAUUUUGAUGCUUGUAUAGUUAUAGUUUACCCAAAAGGUUACAGUGAAUAAUAAUAACAAAUGUGCACCAAUGCCAACUAACCAACACACUAAAUGUUUUUCACAACGUGAGAACGGGACUUGUAAAAAUGUCCUAAACUGUGUUUAAUUGCAAUUACCAGAAGAGGGCGACAAACAGCAAAGUGGGCUUGUGUCUUGUUGGACUUCUUGAAGUCUUAAGUAAAUACAUUAGCACGAAGAAAUGAAAAUAAAAAAAAAGAAAACCAAUGAAGUCAAUGAAGUUUGUUCUGCUCCACACUCUCAAAAAGAUCUUAAAAUGUACUAUAGCUUUGGUUAUGUUGCCGGCAAACUUUUAAAAAUAUUAGUGAUACCAGAAGUCCAUUCAGCUCUGCACCACUAAACCAUUCCUUCAACAACGAGCCAAUUGUAAAUUGUAUUUUUGAUCACGUAAUUUGGACUUCUGUUACUCCGGUUUGUUUUGUAAAGAAAAAAAAAACAAAAUCACUGUAAAUGACCAUUACUGUUAAAAUGACUUCCAUCUCAAUAAAAGAAGCUUGAAUGAAA
This is a messenger RNA of Oryzias latipes (Japanese medaka), 8766 nucleotides long. RefSeq names its product contactin associated protein 1 (gene cntnap1). NCBI's taxonomy places the organism in Eukaryota, Metazoa, Chordata, Actinopteri, Beloniformes, Adrianichthyidae. The record is from RefSeq and is a predicted model, not a curated record.